Messenger RNA from Dacryopinax primogenitus, 738 nucleotides. RefSeq lists its product as uncharacterized. The coding region runs from base 1 to 738 and encodes 245 amino acids. The transcript has 5 exons. Lineage: Eukaryota; Fungi; Basidiomycota; Dacrymycetes; Dacrymycetales; Dacrymycetaceae. The record is from RefSeq and is a predicted model, not a curated record.
AUGGUCGGAACAUCAACAUCCAGCCAGGUCCUCGAGCUUGGCUUUACGUCCACACUUUCGGAGACCUUGAACCCGAUGUUGUCAACUCUCAUCCUCGGGGCGCUCGCCCUUCUCGCGCAACCAACUCAUGCAAUUUCAUGGGGCUUGUUCACCCCCUCCGGGAACCCCUGGAUCCAGAUGGUGUUCACUCAGCAUGUACCACAAGGUCCUCCCUCUGACGUCAACUCCGGACCUUGGUUCUUCUGGUGCGGUCUCCAACCAAAUGGCGGUGGAGUCCUGCAGCCUCCUGGGAACCAAGGUCAACCGGAUGGGCUCCCGGCCAUCCAAUCUGAGGGUUUCUGGGUAGAUGAAGGUGCCCAGAUCGUAGGUACUGUCACCUGGGAGAACGGCCAGUGGGGGCAGACGGCACAGGUUAUCUCCGGCCAGGCCGCGGGGCAGUCGAUAUCCUUGACCUCGCAAACGAAUUACUUCCAGGGCGAGACUCCAGGAUUUGACAACACCAACUUCGCGGUUUGCGAUGCUGAGCUGGACGGCUCCCAGACCGGCGAAUGGAACUUCCCUGUCGUCUUCACCGACCUUUUCAUCCGUGCCGCUACGUCUGACGGGAUCGAGGCACUCUGUGCCGAUACGGCAAACCCGGUGCACUCCGCUGGAGCGGGUUCGAUCCAGUUCGAGGGGUUCAGCAUGCUUGACGCAGAGACAUGCCACUGGUCAACUGUGACACUUCUUCCCCCUUAG